AUGAGUUCUGAGCUAGUGGUGGGGGGCAUAUUUGUGUAUAUUACUUUUUUUUGGGUGAAUUAGGACAAUUACUGCAUAUAGUGUAUAUCUACGUUGCGUCUGUAGUUUCAUGCAUUGUCUACCACCACUUCAAGCUUAAGUUCUGAUGUGACUUCCAGUUGUAUCUCCUGUCAAGUGUUGUGAACUUGUAAUGCAUUUUUUGUGCUUUUCAAUUAAAAAAGUUAUCAUUUCCCUUAUUUUCGUGAUUCAUUGACUAAAUUAAGCAGAUAUUUGCCUUGUCCAGCAGUCUACAAUGGAUCGUAGGAGUUUGCCGUGGAAGAAUAAAUCAUCAGAUAAGACAACAAGCGAGAAACCUGCAGCUCUUAUAGUGGAGUCAGCCUCUGCCCCUUCAGAUUCAACUGAACCUAAGGUUGAUCAGGGUAAACAGGAAAUCAAGAAACCUAAAUAUGUGCAAAUUUUCGUUGAAUCUUAUUCACAUUUGACUGGACUGGAGAAUCAAGUUAAGUCUCUUAAGGAACAAGUGAGUGGCUUAGAGGAUGAAGUCAAGGAUUUGAAUGAAAAGUUGGCUGCUGCACAGUCAGAAAUGACUAAUAAGGAAAACCUGGUAAAACAAUACGCUGAAGUUGCUGAAGAAGCCGUCUCAGGUGAUGUUCCUAAUUGACUUGUGUUUUUCUUGCAACAAGUGUUUUGCAACUUGGGAGAAGGCUGAGUCAGAAGCCGCGAAACUGAAAAAUCACCUGGAAUCCGUUACUCUUUUGAAGCUUACUGCUGAAGACAGGGCAUCACAUCUGGAUGGUGCACUGAAAUUACAUCUGGAUGGUGCACUGAAGGAGUGCAUGCGGCAGAUACGAAAUUUCAA
Messenger RNA from Capsicum annuum, 859 nucleotides. Its product is annotated as filament-like plant protein 6. Bases 293 to 661 code for a protein of 122 amino acids. The transcript has 2 exons. NCBI's taxonomy places the organism in Eukaryota, Viridiplantae, Streptophyta, Magnoliopsida, Solanales, Solanaceae. The record is from RefSeq and is a predicted model, not a curated record.